CAAUACAGAUACAAAAUCAACAACUGCACCGCAAGAAAAGAACCUGCUACAACCGAUUACUGUUGAGAUGGUGUCUGCCUUGUCAUCGAUGAAACAGUGUACUCUGCCAAUAUAUCAGGGCCCUGCUAGAAAUGGACAGAAAAGGUUGAGGGGGUUUGUAUUAAAGAGAAUGAUUGGCCAGGGAGGAUUUGGAAGAGUCUAUAAAGGGACCCGCAUACACGAUGGCAGAAAGGUAUCAUUGCUUUUUCACACAGCAAAAUGUUUUAUCUCACUAUCCAUUUUGAUUCCUCUUAGUGCUUUUGAUCUUGUUUACAAUAAAAUAAUUUGUUUUGUUGUUCAGGUGGCAGUAAAGUUCAUCAAGAAGUGGGCGACCAUGCAGUACAUCAAUAUUCCGAGACAUUUUGCACCUGUUCCAUUAGAGGUUGCCCUGAUGCUCAUGGUUAAUAAGAGCCCCAGGGUUCCAGAGAUCAUUCGGCUCCUGGACUGGGAGGACUAUCCUGGCCACUACAUCUUGGUUUUGGAACUUUCCACACCCUGUGAAGAUCUGAGCGUCUAUGUUAAACGAUCUGGAGGAUUCCUCAAUGAAACCAAAGCACGGGUUAUCAUGGGGCAGACGAUACGGGCCGCUCAAGUGUGCUGUGCUCGCGGAGUCUUUCACCGUGACAUAAAGCUGGAGAACCUGCUGAUCAACCCACAAACACUCCGGGUCAAACUGAUUGACUUUGGGUGCGGGGACCUCCUGAAGGAUUCUGCGUAUCAUCACUACAGUGGGACGAGACAGUAUUCCCCUCCUGAGUUUAACAUGAUGAGACGGUACCAUGGGAAACCUGCCACUGUGUGGUCAUUGGGAAUCCUGUUAUAUGUACUGCUGUGUGGACGCCUUCCACGAUCCAGGAUUUUGCUGCGGAUGAAUUCAAGCUGUUGGUCCAGUUCUCGCUUGUCACAUGGUGAGUUGCCAUUCAUCACAACAAAAAUCAAUUAUAUUUCUGAAUCACUCACAAGUUUAAAGCUUACAGCUUCAUACAAGGACAACUGUAAGACGUCAAGUUUAAAAUUCCUCUUUCUCUCUUUUCUGCAGACUGUUGUGAUCUGAUUUGCUGCCUCCUGCAACAAGAUCCAUCUAAGCGGAUCAGUUUAGAAGACAUCCCGCAUCAUCCAUGGUUUAAGGUAUUUUGAAAAAAUAUUCACAUUUCAUCUUUUUUAUGUGUUUGUUUUAUAAGUACAUAAUUCACUCUAACAUCAGAAUAAAUCCAAGUGUAAUGUAGACAUUAGACCUAAUUUCUGUAUUUUCUUUUCAGGUCACCAAAUGUAGCAGCUUGCCAAAGAGGUAAAAUAUCACCACAGUUUUAUAGUUCCCUCUACACCUAAUUAUCUGGUGGGAUCGACAAGUUUUGGUUUGUCGUUAUUUUAAUUAUUCAUUUUAUUUAAGAUACAGAUCAAAGCAAACUAUUUCUCACUGUUUAAGGGGCUGACCAUUCAUUACAUCUCGUGUUGACUUUCUUCAGGGUGUAUCAAGCAUUAAAAUAAGGG
Danio rerio (zebrafish) is the source of this 1530-nucleotide messenger RNA. The record is from RefSeq and is a predicted model, not a curated record. NCBI's taxonomy places the organism in Eukaryota, Metazoa, Chordata, Actinopteri, Cypriniformes, Danionidae.